Molecule: messenger RNA, 4476 nt
Organism: Cladocopium goreaui
Lineage: Eukaryota; Dinophyceae; Suessiales; Symbiodiniaceae
Source: the annotation of a GenBank genome assembly
AUGGACAUGACCGAUUUAGAUUCUUUCACACCCAACCGUGAGUCUUCAAAUGUCAGUGCUGUGGACCUCACCCAGUCCUCACCUCAGCCAGCUUACAUGAGUGCUGUACAAUGUUUGAGGGACUUGGACUACAUUGAUCAGAAACGUGCUCAGAUGUCCCUGGCAGCAUCUCAUUGGAUGGAAAUCUUGUCACUGGAUUGGAAGGCAUCACAGGUUGGGGAGCAAAUUUCAGCAGACCUGCAGGAAGACCCAACUGGAGACCUUGCUGAACAGACGUUUUGCAAGUUUGUGUUGGGACUCUACCGAAGUGAUGACAUUCUUGCAUCAAAGAGACUGAAUGGAUUUGCAGCAGUGGAAAGGAGAGAGAAAGGGCCUUUGAAUCAGGCGCCGCCUUUGGAGGUGGAGCACUUACAACGUUUGCAUGAGAUCUUGGACAAGGGCGCAAAUGACAUAGACCGCAUAGGCAGCGGCAUGGCUCAAGAGACUUUUGGCUGGGUGCAGCGGGGCGAGUGCCAUCAGAGCGCACUCAAUGAAAGUGACGUAGGUCAUGCAGAUGGCCCUAAUGGCGUUCAGUUCGAUUCGGAGCUGGUAGCAGCAGAGCCAGCCAGAAAGAGGCAGGCAUUAGACAUGGCUUUGCAAAAGGGCACAGGCCCUGACAAGAGGCUCUUUUUCAACAUGUUGAAGCUGCGGCGCACGGGAGUGCCAAAGAUGCCAUGGGAUACAGGUGUUGCUGCAGAGGUGUUCAAGAAGGGGCCCAUUAGUUUACCCAUGCCUUGGUUGUCCUUGCCUACGGUGGGAAAACGAGAGAGCUUGCAAGGGCUGGUACCCUCAGCUGAGCCGCCAGAGAGAACAGCGUCCAGGACGCCUUUUCACAAGAGGAGGCUGCUGACAGUGAGGCUUGCUCAAACGGAUGACCAGUUGCGCGCAAAGGCUAUGCGACGGCUCAGGGUUGCAAUUUGCUUGGGGGUCAUGGCUUCGGUAGAUUAUGGAGCAUUGACACCGGUCGAGGGCUCUGUCGGAGAUCUGUUUGGUGACAAGGAUGUUGAUGGUGGUUCAGAAGUUCUUUCUGCAUCGUUUGCUCUUACUGACCUUUUGGUCGAUGGUAAGAAGUCUACAACAGAAUGCACAGAUGUUGCAAAGGUUGAUUUUCAACAUGUGGUUGGAGCUGCCUGGGAUUCUUCGUCAUCAGAACAUGUUGAGCCUAUUUGGAACACUGGUUUCUUGAAGUGCUUUUUUAGGGAUGACAGUUUGGGUGAUACUGUGGCGCCACAAUUCAAGCGGCCCAUGCCCACGAGUGACUUUUCUGGUGGUGAGCCUGGAGAUACAGACGAACGUCAGAAGAUUGACGUGCCACAGGUAUUAUCUGGACCAUACUUUCAAACUCGAGUCAAAGGCAAAGCUACAAGCACGCUCGACAAACGUUCAAACAGCAUGAAACUCAUGUGCAACAUGUUGAGUAAGGUGGUUUGGAUUUCCCUUGCAGUGAGACCUUGCUUCGUGGAGUCCUUCGUGAACUGCGUCGACAAGGUGUACCACCUUCGAGGUUCAGAAGUGGAAAAACUUCGCCACAUACGGGAGCAUGAUACGGACGAGUGGGACAAGUUGUUUUGCGGCACAGUCUUGUUCAUGGUGUAUGCUAGAGUGCGUAGGAGCGAUGUACAACAUGCCACUCAGAUGCUUUUUGAUCGUGCUGAAGGUGACAUACACUGUGUGGCAGUGUCGACAGGGCAUCACAAGAUCAUGAGGGCUCUGCAACACAGGCACCUGUUUCUGCCUCUCAUUGCUCCUGCUACGGGUGUCACAGCACAGAAAUGGGCAACGUUGUGGGAAUCAGUUAGGGAUGAAAUGGGCAUCAACAUGGAUCGUGGACGUGUUCCGCUAACAGCGAUGAUGGACGCUGGAGAAACAGGGAAAAGGGCCUUGGACUCUCAAGAAGCUGGCAAGUGGCUCAGGGCCCUUCUUGACUUGAAACUGGAUGCCAUUGACAUUCGAAAGCCCUUACAGAUUUUGAGUUACAUGAUGACUGAAAUGCGCGAAGGUAUUUUUAAACUGGAUUGCACUAGGGAUGACACGGUCAAGGUGGAAAGCGACGACGGUGAACAGGACCUCAAUGCCUGGGACUUAAUUCCAAUUUCACAACGGUGCAGUCUUCCACCUGUGCUUUCCAUACCAGCCAAGGCGUCAACCCUAGGGACGCCGCAAAGUCCGCCGAAUGAUGAAGCCUUCCGUACCUUUGCAGACACAGUCCUGCCGGCAGGGUACAAUAUGGCAGUUUACAGUGCCUUCAGGCGCUUACACUUCGAAGCAGCCACCUUAGUCGUGGCGCAGCUGAAACAAAAGGUUGCUGGAGAUGGUGAUGAAGGGAAGCAGAAGCUUCCAACUGUGGAGAAGCAGUCACGACUGGCUGAACAGAAGCGCAGGUUGACUGGCAUUGACAUUGAGGGAGAGCUGCAGCCCUCUUAUGCCCUGGUCGAUGCAGUCAAUGGAAUGAUUGAAACAAGCAGUGUCUUGUGGAUAGCUCCUAGCAAAUCGACCUCUCGUGACCAGGAGAUACAACAUGGAGCAAAAAACCUUCCAUCAGUUGUCCAACUAGAACAACACACGCUCAAACUGUCAUCGCCUGCUGCUAGCUUCGAGGCGGACUGUUCCUCGACGGUGCAACUCCAAUGGUGUUUGCAGAGGCGUGCAUUAGCACUUGAUCAAGUGCGACUUAGCAGUUGGGAGUGUCAAAGCAAAUGGAUUAACCAGCUGCUGACCAUACUCAAUACUCCUCCUCCCCCUGGACAUGCACGCAUCACCCUUGAACAGCUCAUCAAGGCUGACAAGCAGUUGUGGACUGAGCUUGCUAGGAAAUUUACAGGUGCAAUUGUGGCAGCUACAGGCGCAAAUGAGCCUCCCUUUGACGAGCACAUUUUGCAGUUGAGGAACGACCCCAGGGUUACAAUGUACCUGUUGCCACUGCCUUCCUUUGCCAAAGAAUCAAAGGGAACAGCGACUUCGAGUGGAGGAACUGGCAACACGUCAGUCAAGGCAGCCGCCAAGCCACAACCGAAGAAGAAGUUCAAGGCAACCAAAAAGGCCGAAAGGAGCAAACCUGAAGUUUUGGCAGGUAUGGAGACGGUGACCAAAGACGGCCAGAAUGUUUGUUGGUCAUUUAACAUGGAGAGCGGGUGCCAAGCGACCUUGAUAAGUGAGAAGCCUUGUGAUGAAAUGCGGAGGAAGGGACUUGGUGAGGAGCCAAGUGUGGCGGUCCACGAAGGCCAAAAACACUGUGGCUGGAAGCUAGGCAAAAAGCAGAUGGUGGAGAAAAAACUGGAACAGCUGGUGGUAACAGCUACUUGGGAAGAGACUGAAAAAGAAAUUACUGAAGGCGAAUACGUGUUGAGUGAGCUCACGACUUUGUUGCAGGACAUGUUACGAGACAGUGUGCGCAGGGACUUGUAUUUGAGGAAAAGGAUUCUGAGACAGGCUCCUCCUUUCCCGGCCGACGUUGUCCGAGCCCUGGAAGAGUAUGCACUGCAUGCGGAGAACAGGGUGGAUUCAAUGUUUACAAAUUUCAUCCUCUUUUGCAUUUUCUCAAGCUGCCGCAUUGGGGACGCUGCCAAGAUCAGGGAGGUAGAAUUUUCCAGAUACCACGACAUCUUUCUGGUGGAAGCUGCGACCUCAGAAGCAAAGAACACAAACACCAUGGAGAGACGCAGGAUGCUGCUGCCUUUUACAGCCAUUGGCUGGGGCCUUCAUCUCAAUCCAUGGUGCAUCAAGUGGGAAAUGCAGUUGAAAGCAAUGCAACCCGAGACAAUCAUGCCUGCUUUCUCGGAAGUUUCAGGGCAGUUUUUGAAACGACGUAUCACUACAGCUGAAGCCAACUUGUGGCUGCGAGAGGUGCUUGUGCGUUCCGGCCUUACUCCAGUACAGGCUGCGAAGUACAGCACACAUAGCUGCAAGGCGACCAUUCCUACCUGGGCUGGAAAGUUUGGGGGCUUCUCCAUGGAUGAGCGUCGCAUGUUAACGCAUCAUAUGGAUGCCAAUGCUUUGAUGCCACUGUCAUACUCAAGAGACAAUUUGACAGCCUUGCAUUCAAGAGUUUUCAGGAUGUUGACAGCCAUUCGCAAUUUUGAAUUCAAUCCAGAUGAUUCCAAUGCUGCUCGAAUUUUUCAGGAGAACCGUGACCUUCUGCCGGAGCCGGAAGAGCCCCCACAGCCACCGGGUGAUUGGGCAGCAUCCGAGUCCGAUGUCUCAGAAGAGGAGAGUUUUGUGGAAGGCUGCAACUUUGUUGGGAACCAGUCAACACCAGCUAACACAGUGGCUGGACCAAAACUUGUGCAUCGAGACUCCUUGGUUGUUCAUGUCAAACGAGACAACCAGACCCUGUGGUGCGGUCGUAAGCUGUCACGAAACUAUCGGCAGUGGCAAGAGGGUGAUCCAGACCUGGCCCAGUUGCUGGUGUGCCAACAAUGCGACAAGGCACAGCCGUGA